Messenger RNA from Photinus pyralis (common eastern firefly), 1008 nucleotides. Its product is annotated as frizzled-1-like. Gene Ontology annotation, molecular function: Wnt receptor activity; Wnt-protein binding. Gene Ontology annotation, biological process: canonical Wnt signaling pathway; non-canonical Wnt signaling pathway. Gene Ontology annotation, cellular component: plasma membrane. Bases 1 to 567 code for a protein of 188 amino acids. Lineage: Eukaryota; Metazoa; Arthropoda; Insecta; Coleoptera; Lampyridae. The record is from RefSeq and is a predicted model, not a curated record. The transcript is spliced from 2 exons.
AUGACUUGCAUUCCCGAUUGGUCAAACUGGUUACUUUUUGUUUCAGGUGACAUUUUAAGCGGGGUCUGCUAUGUCGGCGUGUGGAAUGUGGACGCCUUACGGGCAUUUGUGCUUUCCCCACUAUGCGGAUAUCUAAUUUUGGGCACGAUAUUUCUGCUGGCCGGCUUCGUCUCGCUUUUCCGAAUUCGCACGGUUAUGAAACAUGACGGCACAAAAACGGACAAGUUGGAAAAGUUGAUGAUACGAAUAGGAAUUUUCUCCGUUCUCUAUACGGUACCUGCACUCAUUGUUAUCGCUUGUCUCUUUUACGAGCACUACUUCUUCGACAUGUGGAUAAACACGUGGCGAAAGGAUAUGUGCUUCAAUAAGCCACAAUAUACAAUACCUUGUCCAAGAACGAGGGAUCCAGAUCGAAGACCUCAGUUUGAAGUAUUCAUGAUCAAAUACCUGAUGUACAUGAUAGUGGGCAUUACUUCGAGCGUAUGGAUUUGGUCAGGUAAAACGGUGCACAGUUGGAAAGUUUUUAUGAACAAGCUACAGGGGCGACAUUCGGCAGCGUAUGUGUAGGAAUAUUCGUUAAGCUUCUUAGCAAUCAAUGUGUUCCUUUAAAUGUCAUCACAGUCCUGUGAUUUAAGUAAAUUUUUAAUAACAAAUUGAUAUAUUUCAAAAUUUACCGAUAUAUACACUUUGGAAUUUUUAUAUUUUUUACCAUAUACUGUAGCUAUAAGUAUUUAUAUUAUAAUCUACCUCUAUACGACAUGAUUUGCGCUACGCGUUGCUCUUCUAUUGUUAUUAAUCGAAGGUUUUACGCACACCACUCCUACUAUUAUAUUUUAAUUUACAAAGUUGUAAAUAUUGACCUGUACAUAAUUAUUGUUUUAGUUCUUAUUGUGUUCAUUUGUUUUAUUACUUACUAGUGUCGCCACAUUGCACUGUUUCUACCCACAAAAUUGGAAUAAAUGAAAAGACGUUGUACAUUACUUACAUCUACGAAAUUUUGUUUAUGAA